This is a messenger RNA of Symbiodinium sp. CCMP2456, 2274 nucleotides long. NCBI's taxonomy places the organism in Eukaryota, Dinophyceae, Suessiales, Symbiodiniaceae. The record is from the annotation of a GenBank genome assembly.
AUGGGGUGUGGCGCAAGCGCGCAAAAGGUCCUGGCCGUCGCUCCAGUGUCGACUAAUGCCGACGACUACUUCCCCUACGAGGGCACAGGCCCAUGGUAUACCUGCAAGCCCGACGGCCUUGUGCUGCCGCGAUUAGCAAAAAGUGGUGCAGCUGGUGCCGCAGAAUGCCCCCCGCACACGUUGCAGUCGCUCUUGAAAAAAGCGGCCGAUGAAAAGGGUGAUCGGCCGGCUCUAAAAGCUGAGAAGCCGUGCCCUGCUCUGCAAGCGGAUUCCGGUGUCCCCCCGGCGCUUCCGGAUGCGGACUGGGCGACCUGGACCUAUCGAGAAUACUAUGAAGAUGCUCGCAGAGCUGCCAAGGCCUUCGUGAAGCUUGGGUUUGAGCCCUUUGAUACUGUGGCCAUUUGGGGCUUCAAUUCCCCGGAGUGGAUGCUGAGCGCUCUGGCUGCGGGCUUCGCAGGCGGUAAAGUGGGAGGCCUCUACCCCACGGACACGCCCCAAACGGCCGCUUUCAAAGUGGUGCACAGCGGCGCCAGCAUUGUAGUUGUUGAGGACCCAGGGAAGCUUACUCGACUCACUGCGGCCUUAGCAGCGCGCCAGGAUCCGUCUGCUUGCAAGAUACAGGCCUUCGUUGGCUACGGUUUUGAGCCGGCCCCAGGUGAAACCAUUCAAAUUCCCGGGAGCAACCUCGCGGUACCUGUUAUGAGCUGGUCUAAUCUUAUGGAGUUUGGUUCAAAGGAAGAUGAUGCAUUCAUUGACUCACGCAGCCAAGCCGUGCAGCCCGGACAUUGUGCCGUGCUUGUGUAUACAUCUGGUACGACUGGAGAGCCUAAAGCUGUUAUGCUGUCACAUGACUGCAUGGUUUUCGAAGCACUAACAUUCCUCAAGGUUGCUCGAUCUCACGUGGGCCUCUGCGCUUCAGCGCAGCAGGAGCGCAUCCUUUCGUACCUGCCCCUGUCACAUGUAGCUGGAAAGAUGGUGGACGUGUGCUUUCCCUUCGUGGCGACUGCCUCGUCAUCUGCCUGGGUAACAGCAUACUUCGCGAGGCCGUAUGACCUGAAAGCCGGGAGCCUGAAGGACAGACUCAAGCUUGCGAGACCAACUGUCUUCCUUGGCGUUCCUCUGGUGUGGGAGAAGAUCGCAGACAGGCUACGUGCGGUGGGUGCUUCUACCAGCGGCAUCAAGAAGAAGCUCUCGACUUGGGCCAAGGCCAAGGGCCUCCAGCACGCAAGGGCUUGUCAGAUGGGAGGCGACGGCUUGGAGCCCUUUGCAUACGGCGCUGCCAGCAAGCUUGUGCUCAAGAAGGUCAAGGGCAUUCUGGGUCUCGAUGAGCUCAAGUUCGCAGUCACCGGUGCUGCACCGAUCCGGGUGGACACCCUGGAGUACUUCGGCUCCCUUGGCAUAAACAUCAAUGAAGUGUAUGGCAUGUCGGAAAGCUGUGCUGCCUGCACAAUUUCCACGGACAGGGCCCAUUUGUGGGGAUCUUGCGGCUAUCAGCUGCCAGGAGUGGAGGUGAAAGCCUUCAAGGUAGAUUCAACGGACAUGAACAGGAAGGAGGAAUGUCCACGAGCGGUUUCUCUCGACUCCAUUGACGAAGAGUUCCAGGGAGAGCUAUGUUUCCGGGGCCGUAGUAUCAUGAUGGGCUACUUGGCGCAGCCCAGCUUGGGUGCCGAACACGUGAAUGAGGUCGAGCGCAAGACUGCGGAAACGAUCGAUGCAGAAGGAUGGCUGCAUUCGGGCGACAAGGGAAUGAUCACACAAACCGGGAUGGUCAAGAUCACCGGACGAUACAAGGAGCUAAUCAUUGGCGCAGGUGGUGAAAACAUCGCACCAGUGCCGAUUGAAGACCAUAUUAAGGGCUGGUGCGAUGGCAUUAACGAAGUCAUGCUCAUUGGUGACAAGCGCAAGUACAACGUAGCUUUAGUGACAUUGAAGGCCGUUGACGCCAACGGCGAGAGUGCAGGCACAGAUCAAUUGGAUGCCGGGGCUGCUCGGGUAAAUCCACAAGUGACGACGAUCAUGCAAGCCAUGGAUGAUCGAUUCUGGAUCGAGCAGAUAACUCUGGCCAUCAACUCUGCUAACUGCAACGGUAAGAUAUGCCCAAACAAUGCCUUCAAAGUUCAGAAGUUUAUGAUCCUGCCGACAAACUUCUCCGAGGAGCAGGGUUUCCUAACCCCUACGAAGAAACUGAAGAGGCCUGUGGUCGAGAAGGCUUUUGAAAAGCAAGUCGAUAUGAUGUACAUCUCUAGUAGCACCUACGUGCGAUAUGAGCCGUGA